AAUUCAAGGCAUGAAAAAUGCUGUUCCCAAGAAUGAUAAAAAGAGACGAAAACAGCUGGCUGAUGAAGUUGCCAAACUAGAGGCAGAACUUGAACAGAAGCACAAGGAGGAAUUAAAGCAGCUGAAGGAAGCUUCACCUGAGCAGAAUAAGACAGAUUCUAUAGCUGAUGGGGUUGCAAAUUUAGAGCUUGAAGGAGUAGAGCAACAGAUUCAGCAUCCUCGAAUAUCAAAAGCACAGAAGAGGCGGGAAAAAAAAGCUGCCUUGGAGAAAGAAAGAGAAGAAAGAAUAGCUGAAGCUGAGAUAAAAAAUUUAACGGGUGCUAGACAUCUUGAAAGUCAGAAACUUGCCUUCCUAUUGGCAGCAAGGCACUUAGAGAUUAAACAGAUCCCUUCAGAUGGCCAUUGCAUGUACAGAGCUAUUGAAGAUCAGCUCAAGGAUCGCCAAAAUUCCUGGACUGUUGCAACUUUGAGGAACCAAACAGCAAAGUAUAUGCAAAGUCACUUUGAGGACUUCCUGCCAUUUCUUACCAACCCUAGUACUGGAGACAUGUAUAGCAGAGAGGAAUUUGAAAAAUACUGUGAUGAUAUAGCAAAUACAGCUGCAUGGGGUGGUCAGCUGGAACUAAGGGCUUUGUCGCACAUUUUGCAAACACCUAUUGAAGUAGUGCAAAUGGAUUCCCCUCCCAUUAUUGUUGGUGAAGAAUAUUCAGGCAAACCAAUCAUACUUGUGUAUAUGAGACAUGCCUAUGGAUUAGGAGAACAUUACAAUUCUGUAAAACUUCUAACAGAUGCUGCUACAGAAAACAGCAGCUAGCAUACAAAAGUCAUAAAUCCACAUGGAUAACAGUUGCAUCUUGAUGUAUUGGGCUCCAGACAAUUCCCAGACAGACAGGAAAGUAAAACUAGAUGGA
This is a messenger RNA of Fulmarus glacialis (Northern fulmar), 911 nucleotides long. It is a transcript of the gene OTUD6B, whose product is annotated as OTU domain containing 6B. The transcript has 6 exons. The record is from RefSeq and is a predicted model, not a curated record. Gene Ontology annotation, molecular function: cysteine-type deubiquitinase activity. The coding region runs from base 11 to 814 and encodes 267 amino acids. Gene Ontology annotation, biological process: protein deubiquitination. Lineage: Eukaryota; Metazoa; Chordata; Aves; Procellariiformes; Procellariidae.